AGUGGCUGCACAAGGUUUUACUGUAUUAGCUAUGGUUGGAGGAUCACUCUAUUAUCAAUAUAAAGAACAAAAAGAAGCCAAAGAACAGCAAGAAGAUAAUAAAUAGUAUACCAAUACAUCAUACAUCACAAUAAAGACGAUUUAGCUUAUAGAUGAUAUAAUAAUAGAAUUCUAUUUAUUACGUAAUAUGAGGAUGAAUUGUACCCUACCCUACUGUCCAUAGAUAAAGUAAAGAAGUAAGAUUGACUUCUUGAUAAUAAUACACGUAUUACAUCAAAGUAGGAUAAGAAGAAGAUGCAAUAAUCAUAAUUUACUUCCUGUCUCUUUAUUAAAUGAAUUCAUAUUUCACCAAGCUUUUAUUAUUUUUUUUAAGUUUUUAGUGGAAGUUUUUACUGGUCAAAAAAGAUGAUUAUUUAUCGAUCGAAGUUAAAAGAAGGAUAUAAAAGAAGAAUGAAAUGAUAUAAUAAGAAAAGAGAAUAGCAGCCCUUUUUUUAUAUAUGUAUAUAUAUAUGGCAGGAAGAGCUACAAAGAUUAAAUUAAUUACAUUUGAUGCUUAUAAUACAUUAUUCAAACCAAAAGGCAAUUUAACUGCUUUAUAUGCCUUAGAAGCCUCUUUAAAUGGUAUUUAUGUCUCUAAGGAUGAAAUCAAUCAACAUUUUGGUAAACUUUAUAGGCGACAGAUAGAAGAAAAACCAUUUUAUGGGCUUGCACAAGGUUUAACUGUACAUACUUGGUGGGAAGAAUUAGUUUAUUCAACUUAUAUUCAUGCUGGCGUAUCUAAAAAAGAAUUGGACCCUAAAUUUGACAAAAUAUUUAAUGGUUUAUAUAAUCGAUUUACUCAAAGAAAAUAUUAUGAGUUAUUUCCUGAUGUCACACCAACACUUGAGUUUUUGAAAAAGAAUGGAUUUCAAAUAGGAGUCAUUAGUAAUACAGAUGAAAGAAUUAUUCCAGUAUUACGGAAUUUACAAUUAGACACAUAUUUUAAUUUUAUUUUAUCAAGUGUUUAUGCUGGUUAUGAAAAGCCUUCAAAACAAAUAUUUGAUAAAGCUCGUACAUUUUGUACUCAACAGCCUAUUUCACCUAGUGAAGUAUUACAUGUUGGCGAUGAUGAAGAAAAAGAUUAUCAGGGUGCAAUUAAUGCCGGUGAAAAUGCAGUAUUUUUAAAUAGAGAGAAAAUACCCUAUGAAGAUAGCCUUGAACAUAUAAAUGCUUGUAAAUUGAAAAGAGAAAGUCAUGAUUAUACAACUAUUUCAUCAUUAACUGAGUUAUAUCCAUUAAUGUGCAAUCGCUUUAAUAAUAAACUAGGAGAAUAAUAAAAGGCUCAACUAACGUGAUGUUCUUUGAAUAUUUAAGUCGCUUAUUCAUAUUCCAAAUAUUAAUACAAUCACCUACGUAAUCCAUACUUAAUUCUCCAUUUGAUUGCCAUUCUAUUCU
Messenger RNA from Cokeromyces recurvatus, 1434 nucleotides. RefSeq names its product HAD-like domain-containing protein. The transcript is spliced from 6 exons. Bases 498 to 1313 code for a protein of 271 amino acids. The record is from RefSeq and is a predicted model, not a curated record. Lineage: Eukaryota; Fungi; Mucoromycota; Mucoromycetes; Mucorales; Mucoraceae.